Ciona intestinalis (vase tunicate) is the source of this 1145-nucleotide messenger RNA. Lineage: Eukaryota; Metazoa; Chordata; Ascidiacea; Phlebobranchia; Cionidae. The record is from RefSeq and is a predicted model, not a curated record.
UAUAUACAUUUUUUUUAAUUUAACAUUUUUAAAUGGAAGAAGAAAAAAGCGACAGAUGAGAGACGGAUUUAUUAAUUUAUUUAAAAGCUUUCAUAUUUUAAGCAAAUGCCAUGCAGUAAACCGAAAACAUGUCCAAUUUCUAGAAAGCAUGACGUGUUUUACUGUUGUGACGUAACUGCCUGUGAUGACGUAAUCGUUCCGGUCACGUGUUGGUAUGAAGUCAAAGAAAUGCCGGGAUUGUUGUCGCUGUUGUGAGUCUUCGAGUGAUUGUUGUUGCAUCAAGACACCUCAUGUUUGUACAAAAGUCGUGCAAAUUAUUUUGGUGAUACUCGACUUAGUGGUCACUGAAGUCGGUUUGUUUUUCCUCGCAUGCCUUAACAUUGAAUGGCGGAGAGGAGAGUUUCCUAACAUUGACUUGCACCGUAUCGUGCUGUGGUGCUCUCUCGUCACCACGUCCGCCAUCUUGAUUUUGACCCGUAAGGGAAGAAGGGGAGGAUUGGGAAAUCAGCGGGAAAUGGUGUGUCCAGUUUGCGGCGGGUACGAGGAGAUGGACUCGAUGUAUAAAGUCCAGAAAGAGCAUGGCUGGUCAUGGGAUUACGGGGAUUACAUACACUCGUUGGUAACGGCGACCGGUUUCAUGCUUUGUUCUCUUUCAUCGAUAAUUGAUAUUCCCAAAUUUUACGAACACCACGUUGAGGUCGACAUUAAAAUCGUUGGUUUUCUCCUCGAUCUCUUAUUAAGUUUACUCUACACCAAAUCUUGUAUGUCGGCUUAUGGAAGAUACCAAGGACCUCAUGCUUGCCGAUGCGAGAAUAUUACGUGGAGUAAAAAUAGCUCAACACCUCCGUCUAGCGGCGAUGAAACGUCGGACGAUGAUUCGAAAAAAAGUUUACUGAAUAUCCAGUCAAAACGAACACGAAGUAACAAGACAUAUUCAAAGUUCAACGGUUUAUAGUACGUUGCCAAAAUCAUGUAGUUAUGAGACAUUAUAUCUACCUACAUGUUUUGAACAUUUAUAUAUUAGGGUGGAGGAAGAUGGGACACCUUUAGCACAUAAUAUUCAAAUAUCCUGAUCGUGUUUUUAACAAUUAACAACGGUCUAUGGGAGUUGUGAAGAUACAGUUUUAUAAUUAUUUGAAUGUUCU